GCUCCCCCUCAUCAUCACCGUUUCCAACAUUACCUUAAAUCUAUAUCAUAAAUCAUAAAUCCAAUAAUAAUUCCCAUAAUUUUUCACAGGCCCCAUCUCACAAAUAAAAUAACUCCUUUUCUCUCUCUAGGAAAACUCACACAACCCCUUUCCACUGAUUUCUUUUGAGUGAGAAAAAAGGAAGCCCCUUGUGCCACUACAAGUCCUACUGCAAUUUUUUACUGCUUUGUCAAAACACAGUCUUCAAAACCAUUGAGAGAAGAGAGAAGAGAGAAGAGAGAAGAGAGAAGAGAGGAGAGAGAACCCAAACGGCACAUAAUCUCUCUAAUCACUCUCAUGGAUACUUAUGAAGCUACUAAAGUAGUGAUGUCAAGGAUCCAAGCCCUGGAUCCGGAUAAUGCUUCCAAAAUCAUGGGCUUUGUCCUGCUCCAAGACCUCGGCGAGAAGGAGAUGAUUAGGCUAGCGUUCGGGCCCGAAGCCCUCUUGCAAUCCCACAUCAGCCGGGCCAAGGCCUGUUUGGGGAUCCAUCCCUCAAACCCUUCCGCCCCCAACAGCCCCUUUCCCCGGACCUCGCCCAGGGUCGUCAUACCCACCGCCGGCGACGGCGGCGGUAGCAACCCAUCCUCGCCCGCCGCCGCCGCCGCUGCCUUCCAGAGAGCAAGCCCGAGGCCGUUCUCCUACGCCGCCGCGCUCAAUAGUGCCGCUAAUAAUGGCAUUAGUAGCGGCAGUAGUAGCAGCGGUAGCGGCGGUUUGGGCUACGAAUACGGCAAUCGAUUUCCGUUUAUGGACGAUUCGGUGGUGGAUCCGGUUAUGAGCCCCAGCGGGAGGAGCGAUUCGCUGCUUUUCCACUGCGGUGAGGACGCUGGCGGCGCCCAAACCCCGCACCAGUUUCACAGGCGGAGCUGCUCGGUAAACGACGCCGCGUUUCUGGGUAAUCUCGAGGAAGGGGGCGGCGGCGCCGGCAAUGGCUGGAGGCCCUGCAUGUAUUUCGCUCGGGGGUUCUGCAAAAAUGGCGGUUUGUGUAAAUUCUCGCACGGCGAAUUUGGGGAAGGGAUUGAGGUGGGGUCGCCGAGCAAGGGUGUCUCAGGUUUUGACGAGAUUUUGAGGAUAAAAGCUCUCCAGCAGCAGAGGCUCGCCGCCGUGGCCUCCGCCGGAGGGAACCAUCCUUUUGGCUACAGCAAGUGCAUGGACUUGCUGAAUGAGAGUCCGAGAUUUGACAGAAGUGAAUUUUCCCAAAUGUUAGCUGGUGGUUUGAACUCGAGCUCCCGGCAAAUUUACUUGACAUUUCCAGCUGAAAGCACAUUCAAGGAAGAAGAUGUCUCUAGUUACUUCAAUAUGUUUGGACCAGUGCAAGAUGUUAGGAUUCCAUAUCAGCAAAAAAGAAUGUUUGGUUUUGUGACAUUUGUAUACGCGGAGACUGUUAAGCUCAUUUUGGCCAAAGGCAAUCCACAUUUUGUGUGUGAUUCUCGUGUUCUCGUCAAACCCUACAAGGAGAAAGGAAAAAUUCCAGACAAGAAGCACCAACAACACUUGGAGAGAGGAGAUUAUUCGGCUUGCUUAAGCCCUUCUGCACUUGAUUCUAGAGAUCACAUGGAUCUCCCAUUUGGAUCAAGAAUGGUAUUCAACUCACAAGAAGUGUUGCUGAGGAGGAAAUUGGAGCAGGAGGCCGAAUUACACAAUGCCAUUGAACGCCAAAGUCGGAGGAUAAUGAGUUUACAACUUAUGGACUUGAAAAAUCAGCACAAUAAUCACCACUUUCUCCCAGGCCUUCAGGCUUCUGGCAUCUCAAUCUCCUCCCCUAGACAGGCCAAGCUAUUAAUGAUUCAGAACUUUAAUCUUUCUUCUGAUGAUUCUAAUCUAGAAAAUUCUGAAGAUCUUGAUGGUGGCCGGGAAGCAGUUAAAUCUCCUCCAAUUGCUACCGAUCAGAAGCUGUUGCUUGAAGGAGUUGAUUCUAAUAAGCAGCAGGGUUCGAAUAAUGCUGACUCUGUUCUCCCUGAAAGCUUGGAGCUUGUUCUUCCGGAUAAUCUUUUUGCUUCGCCUACAAAAUUAGCUGCUGAGCAUAAGUCUGUUUUCUCCCAAGCUUCGGCUUCUUCUACGGAUGAUAACAUACCUGUAACAAUAUCAGCCUCUAACAAUAUAGCUUCUCUCAAAUCAUGUUAUCUUCAAAUGCCAAGUAAACUUGGAUAUUUAGCUGACAUCUGGGUUUGUCUUCUGGGCAAGAAGCCAAUAAAAUGUCCACACAGUCACAUGGGUUACUGA
This is a messenger RNA of Striga asiatica, 2259 nucleotides long. The record is from the annotation of a GenBank genome assembly. NCBI's taxonomy places the organism in Eukaryota, Viridiplantae, Streptophyta, Magnoliopsida, Lamiales, Orobanchaceae.